GGGUCAAAAUUCUACACACGUUUCUGAAACAUCCUUCCGCCCUUCGUCAAAUAAUUUAACGAAAAUUCUUCUAUACACGGCGAUGCAAGUCCACGUACACUAAUUAUGCUAUCUCAGUCAUUCAUAUGUGAGGUCCGUUAUUUAUCAUUCAAAACUAUGACUCUCCCAUAAUUUGAAGGAAUCCGAAACUCAGACGAGCAACCAAACCUGCCACUCGCUUUCUCGCAGCUUCCAUUGCUCCAAACACCGCAAUGACCGCAACCAGUCUCCGGACGAACAAGGACACGCGUGGCACGGCGUUUGUGGUCUACGAGGACAUCUACGAGAUUACGACGCCAAGACCGCCGUCGACAACCUCUCCGGCUUCAACGUCGCCAACCGCUACCUGAUCGUCCUCUGCUACCAGCAGGCCAAGAUGGGCAAGAAGUUCGACCAGAAGAAAAAGGCGGACGAAAUCGCCAGAAUGCAGGAAAAGUACGGCGUCUCCACCAAAGAUAAGUAACCAAACAUCCCCAACUGAUCAAUCCUCUCCGGCCACUUCUGUGUUUGGUAAUUGUAUACAUUGUAUUUUCGUUCAGAGUUUCAGGACCCAGAAGACGAAAGAAAGGACGAAAUGGCCAAUUAAGAGUUUAAGACGGUGUCUCUCUCCUCCACCAAAGAUAAGUAAUUUUUUUUCGACUAGACCAAAGAUAAGUAAUUAGUUUCUGUCUUUUUACACUGUUUUCAUCAAUGACCGCGUCACCGUCUUUAUGUCUGAUUCAAACAAGAAGAAUUUUAGGCUUUGAUGUCGAUUUCGGAAUCUUAAUUGUAGUCCGCGAAGAAUUUCGUCGAAAUGCUUUGAGACAAGAUGUAGAGGAAUAGGACGUAUUGGAAACGUUAUUCUAUAUAUAAUUUUUUUUCUUACGAUUGGACAACUUAUCUCGUUCUCUUUGGCUCCAUUGAUAGUUUGAUACGAUCAUAAUCGAUCAUAAUCGAUUACGUGCCACAAUGGAGGGUGACUUUGAUAAUAUCCCCGAAGUUUCUUUGAAAUUUCUAUUUCUAGCGAUCAACUGAUGAAGGAUAUAAUUUUUUAAAUCAUUUGUUUAAAUAACUAUGUUGGGCAAUUAGUACAGGUUCAGAUUAAGCCGAAGUUUUUCGAAGGAUUCAAACAUGAUCAAGAAGAACUACUUCUCCGACCUCAAUAAGCUUGCUCUUACUAUCUUUUUCUUCUCUCUUUCUUCGACGACUCCCUUAUCAAUGCCACAGACCACUGUGAAUGUGGGAAUUAUUCUUGAUGACCUUGAUUCAGUGUCUGGGAAGAUAUGGUUGAGUUGCAUCAAAAUGGCCCUCUCAGACUUCUAUGUUUUUUAUCCUCACUACAAAACUAGAUUGGUCUUGAACACUAGGGACUCCAAAAGAAGUGUGGUUCGGGCAGCUGCCGCAGCUCUAGAUUUGGUAAAGAAUGAACAAGUGAAAGCCAUCAUCGGACCAGUGACAUCUAUGGAGACGAGCUUUGUUAUUAAUCUUGGAGAUCAAGCUCAUGUGCCCAUAAUUUCAUUUUCUGCAACAAGUCCUACUCUUACCUCACUCCGUAGCUCCUACUUUUUCCAAUUUGCACAGAAUGACUCAUCCCAAGUGAAAGCUGCAAGUGCUGUUGUUAAAGCUUUUGGAUGGAGACAAGUUGUGCCCAUCUGCAUAGACACUUUGCAUGGAAGGGGAGUCCUGCCGUUUUUAGCCGAUGCCUUACAAGAGGUUGGUACCCAUAUUCCAUACCUCAGUGUCAUUUCCCCCUCUGCAACCGAUGAUCAAAUUACAAAUGAGCUUUACAAGUUGAUGACCAUGCAAACUAGAGUCUUCAUUGUCCAUAUGACAACCAAUCUAUGCUCUAAGCUAUUUGCCAAAGCAGAAGAGAUUGGAAUGAUGGUUGAAGGCUAUGUUUGGUUAACCACUAGUGGGAUUACUAAUCGUUUAACUUCAAUGAAUUCUUCAGUCAUCCAUUCCAUGAAUGGAGUUAUAGGUGUGCAAACUUAUGUCCAGAAAACAAGAGAGCUGGAAGAAUUCAAGCUCCGGUGGAAAAGGCAGUUCCAAAAAGACUAUCCACUCAUCGUUGGUGCUGAAUUGGAUGUUUUCGGAUUUUGGGCUUAUGAUGCUACUUUUGCCAUAGCAAUGGCAAUUGAACAAGUGAUUGGGGCUACAAGUACUUUUGCUUUCCAAAAACCAAAUGCCUCCAACAAGUCCACAGAUAUUCUCGGGAGUUUUCCCAUCUCUACAUAUGGUCCAAGACUUUGCAAAGCCCUAUCAAGUACUAGAUUCCCAGGCAUUGCAGGAGACUUCAUCCUCAUUGAUGGGCAACUUCAAUCAUCAAAUUUUAGGAUUAUUAAUGUCAACGGACGUGGAGCAAGAACAAUUGGAUUUUGGACACCACACUAUGGACUUGUAAGCAAAAUGAGUUCCACAAAUUCCACAUGCCAUCUUGGACCGGUUAUAUGGCCAGGAGAGUCUCUCUCUGUUCCCAAAGGGUGGGAGAUCCCAACAAAGGGGAAGAAGUUGAGAAUAGGAGUUCCUGUUAGGGAUGGGUUUACUGAGUUUGUUAAGGUAACAAGAGAUCCAACCACCAACACAACAGAUGUUACCGGAUUCAGUAUUGACGUCUUCAAGGCCGUAGUUGACAUGUUACCAUAUGCUCUUCCUUACGAGUUCAUUCCCUUUGCAAAGCCUGAUGGCACCAAAGCUGGCACUUACAAUGACUUGUGCUAUCAAGUAUAUCUUGGGAAUUUUGAUGCUGUGGUCGGAGAUACAACAAUUAGAGCAAAUAGGUCUCUGUAUGUGGAGUUUACGAUGCCAUAUGCAGAAUCCGGGGUAGUAAUGGUUGUGCCCGUCAUAGACACAAACAAAAGAAGUGCAUGGGCUUUCUUGAAGCCUUUAGAUUGGGAUUGUUGGCUUGUAAGUCUUUGUGUCUUAUUGUUUACCAGUUUUGUGGUUUGUGUCAUUGAAAGUCAAAGUAUUGAAGAGUUUCAGGGCUCUGUAGCGCAACAUGUCUGGUUCUCCUUCUCAACCAUGGUUUCUGCUCACCGAGAGAUAGUGGUUAGCUACUUGGCUAGACUUGUUAUGAUAAUAUGGAUAUUUGUUGUGCUACUAGAGACAAUGCAUAUUCAAGCAAGUCUGAUAUCAAAAUAUACAGUUGAAAAACUGGAGCCAUCCGUUACCAAUAUCAAGGAUCUACUAAGGAAGGGGGAAAACAUUGGCUACAUACCAACUGCUUAUACUUACGAGAUGUUGAAGCAAGUAGGUUUUGAAGAUUCCAAGCUCAUGGCUUUGGGAACUAUGGAAGCCAUUGAUGAAGCUCUUUCGAGAGGGAGUGCAAACAGUGGCAUUGCUGCUUUUGUUGAUGAAGCUCCCUACAUGAAGCUUUUCAUUGCAAGACAUUGCUACAAAUAUACCAUGAUUGGACCUAUCUUUGAAACGAAUGGCCAUGGCUUUGUAUUUCCAAAACGUUCUCCUCUUCUAUCCGAUGUUUCACAGGCAGUUCUAAGCGUGAUGGGACCAGAAAAGAUGAUGAACCUUGAAGAUAAAUGGUUCAAGAACGACAGCAAUUGUCUAGACUUUACUAACCCAAUAGUUUCUAGCAAAGGUCUUCGAAUUUGCAUUUUAUUUGCCAUUUGCUUCAUCUCAUCAGGACUCGGUGUCGGAAUGACAUCUGUAGCUAAGUUUACUUAUUACAAGUAUUGGAGAAGGUAUCCGGAAACAACUGAUGGCCCAGGAAGUCCAACACUCGGCCAAAGUCCGAAACACACCCAUAUGAAUUCUGUAUCUUGUGAUUCUGUAGAGCAACCAGCACUCUCAACUGAUCGUGCAUCGCCAGAAAUAGCUCCGGCAUCCGCAUCUUCUGAGAUUGCUGCCACAACUAGUUCCUAUAAAACUGGUCUGCAACAACCAUUUCUUCCCCACGCAUAACAAGAGAAUCUAUAUUCCUUUUGUGAUCGAGUAAACUAUACCAGUAAACAAUAGAAGUUUGAUCGAGUAGUCACUUCUACAACAAACAGUAGAAGUGAUUACUCAAUAAAUAAAUACCAGCCAAAUGCAUGCACAACUGCCGCAGCAUGUUGAUGGACUCUUUUUAUUGUAUUUUUUAAAAAUUGAAUGCAAGUUAAAGACUAUGACAAA
Molecule: messenger RNA, 4143 nt
Organism: Rosa rugosa (rugosa rose)
Lineage: Eukaryota; Viridiplantae; Streptophyta; Magnoliopsida; Rosales; Rosaceae
Product: glutamate receptor 2.1-like
Exons: 5
Coding region: 1150-3933 (927 amino acids)
Cellular component (GO): plasma membrane
Molecular function (GO): ligand-gated monoatomic ion channel activity; signaling receptor activity
Source: RefSeq, a predicted model, not a curated record